Molecule: messenger RNA, 810 nt
Organism: Kuraishia capsulata CBS 1993
Lineage: Eukaryota; Fungi; Ascomycota; Pichiomycetes; Pichiales; Pichiaceae
Exons: 1
Coding region: 1-810 (269 amino acids)
Biological process (GO): transmembrane transport
Cellular component (GO): plasma membrane
Molecular function (GO): water channel activity
Source: RefSeq, a predicted model, not a curated record
AUGUCCACUCCAGUCGUUGACGAAGAGACCCAAUUGGGCUACACCCCCCCAUACAAGCCUAACUAUGCCAAGUUUGGUUUCGGCUCGGACACCGUCCGCAACCACUUUGUCGCCAUGAUGGGUGAGUUUGUCGGUACCUUCACCUUUCUAUGGUCCGCCUUCAUGAUCGCUCAGAUCGCCAAUCACGACACCUCAAUCACUGAGGGAGCCAAUGCUGCCAAGAUCAUCAUGAUCUCGUUCGGUUUCGGUUUCGGUGUCAUGGUGGGUGUCUUCAUGACCUUCCGUGUCUCCGGUGGUAAUCUUAACCCAGCUGUCACCUUGACUUUGAUGCUUGCCAGAGCUAUUCCACCAGUUCGUGGUGUUCUCAUGUGGAUUUCCCAGAUGGUUGCCGGUAUGGCUGCCGCUGCUGCUGCCAGUGCCAUGACCCCUGGUGAGAUUCUGUUUGCCAACGGAUUGGGUGGUGGUUGUUCCAGAUCGAGAGGUGUCUUCAUUGAGGCUUUUGGAACUUUCAUUCUGUGUAUCACUGUCCUCAUGAUGGCUGUUGAGAAGUCCAGAGCUGCCGUGUUUGCUCCCUUCGUCAUUGGUAUUGCCCUCUUCAUCGGUCACUUGAUCUGUGUCUACUACACCGGUGCCGGAUUGAACCCAGCUAGAUCGUUUGGUCCAUGUAUUGCGGCUGCCUCGUUCACUGACUACCACUGGAUCUACUGGGUUGGCCCAGCCCUCGGUGCCGUGUUGGCCUGGUCUGUGUGGCAGAUCUGGAAGUGGUUGGACUACGAAACCACCAACCCUGGUCAGGAUGCUGAAAUGUAA